AUGCGUCUGACUCUGGUGGCAUCAUUGUUCUUGAGCCUCGCUACCUUAAUCAUCGCAAGCCCAUAUCCUCACCAAGUCCCGGAGACUGAUAAGAAUAUUGCGAGAGGCUUGGUACAUGCUCCUAGAAACUCGAGACAGCAAUCGAAGGCGAACUCAAAUAAUGUGAUCAUUAUCACAAAGACAGAAGAGGAGCAAUUAACGGAAAUCUCUCGAAAUCGCGAGAUUCAACUUACCAAGCUUGUUCAAGAACGACUUAUCAUCAUUGAUCGAACACAAAUCGCCAGGGACAACAUUAGGAGAAAUCACUUCAAGAGUUUGAACUCGCAGCAGAACAUUAUCAUCAUUGUUGUCACCCAGAUUGUCGAUGCCCGGGAUAGAUCAAACAAAAGCAUUCGCUAUAUGACACAUCAAAUCCAAGCAGAUAAUGAAGCCCAGGAUACACAAUUUGUUGUGGUUCAGCAAGAUCAACGAAUGACCAUCAAUGGCGCAUCUGCGACAGGAACAGCAUCUUUGCCUCGAGGCACUGGAACGUCGGCUUCUCCUUUAUUUGAGACUUAUGAUCCAAAUGCAAUCCCAUUGAUAUCAAACGUCACCCAGAUUCUGCCGAUGAAUGCCCAAGCUCCAAACUUUGCGGGCGUGAAACAAUUUCAGGAUCCAGCGGUGAUCAUCGAAGAGGGUCAGAAGGCAUUUGUGAAUUUUGUGAGCGCUAUGGGAAAUUGA
Botrytis porri is the source of this 720-nucleotide messenger RNA. RefSeq lists its product as uncharacterized. NCBI's taxonomy places the organism in Eukaryota, Fungi, Ascomycota, Leotiomycetes, Helotiales, Sclerotiniaceae. The coding region runs from base 1 to 720 and encodes 239 amino acids. The transcript is spliced from 3 exons. The record is from RefSeq and is a predicted model, not a curated record.